Molecule: messenger RNA, 1416 nt
Organism: Misgurnus anguillicaudatus (oriental weatherfish)
Lineage: Eukaryota; Metazoa; Chordata; Actinopteri; Cypriniformes; Cobitidae
Gene: alkbh3
Product: alkB homolog 3, alpha-ketoglutarate dependent dioxygenase
Biological process (GO): DNA alkylation repair
Cellular component (GO): nucleoplasm; mitochondrion
Molecular function (GO): dioxygenase activity
Source: RefSeq, a predicted model, not a curated record
CUGUCUUAGAUCAAAUGCUUUCAUCCCGGGGUAGGAACUGUUUUACUUGUCAUUGUAACAACCCGGACGGGUUUCGCAGAACAAGUCUCAGAUUGUUCAUAAAUGAACAAGGCUUUGAAGAAUGACAUAAAUAAUCGUUCGCGUCAAAACUAACAUAUUAGUUGUGAACUUUUGAUGACGGAUAAAAGACAGCGAGCGAGGGUCCAGGGCUCGUGGGCUAAACCUCUUCCCAGACCAACACGCCCUACUGUUCAAGAUGUCCAGUUGGCAGCAGGGUCAUGGAAGUCUGGACCACAAUCAUUUGAAUUCCAUAAGCCAGUUAAUAACGUCAGAGAGAUACCUCCAGAGAGGACGAUCGAAAAGGCCGGCGACUAUGAGAUUAGUCAGGGUCCUACUGGAGUGUCACGGCUGCGACUGAUCCCAGGGUUCCUACAGCAGGAGGAAGCAGACUGGAUGUUUAGCAAGUUGUUCGCUGAACUGCCCUGGUCUCAGAAGACCAAUUAUAGACUGAUGGGUGAAGCAUAUGAGGAACCCAGACUCACCUGCUGGUAUGGAGAGCUGCCGUAUAUGUAUUCACGCUCAACUAUGAACGCCAACCCUGAGUGGCAUCCGGUUCUCGCUACACUGCGUCUGGCCAUUGAGCAGAAGAGCGGCCAUACCUUUAACUCAUUACUGUGUAACCUGUACCGGGAUGGUAAAGACAGUAUUGGUUGGCAUAGUGACAACGAGCCUUCGCUAGGACCCCAGCCCAUCAUCGCGUCUCUGAGUCUGGGAGACACAAGAGUGUUCAGCCUCCGUAAACAGCCACCUCCUGAGGAUCAAGGGGACUACAGCUAUGUAGAGCGAAUACGAAUCCCGCUGGCUCAUGGGACACUUUUGCUAAUGGAGGGCUGCACACAGGCAGACUGGCAGCACCAGGUGGCAAAGGAAUACCAUGAUCGGGGGCCUCGGAUAAACCUUACUUUCCGGACCAUAUUCCCGGAGUCGGAGCAUGCCAGGAACACCAAGCGGUAGAAGAGAUGAGAGUUAGAGACAGCAGGUUUGGAGAGAUGGCAGAUGUUAAAUGCACAUUUUCUGUUAAAUGUUUAUUUAUUUAAAUAAUUGAAUGUGCAAACUGUUUUUUUUUUCGUAUAAAGACCCUAAACAAUUAAUAAUAAAGUAUGCCUGUAUUUUUACAUAAAUGGGAAUUUUUGCACAAGCAAUUGUCCACAAUAUGGUUUGUGUUCUAAGUAGGUCUUACUUGUUUGCAGUGUUCAUGUUAUAUACAUCAAACAAAAAUUUAUGAGGGUCAAGUUGCUCAUUAUUUCGGUUACAGCGCCCCAAAGUCUCUCUUUACAGGUAAAUUAAAGUUCAGAAUAUAAUGCAUUCUGAAAAUGUUAAUUUAUAGAUUUUUGCUGAAUAAAUCUGAACUACAAA